AUGGUGAAUGAAGAAGUGCAGCCUAGGAAUACUCAAGUGGAAGUGUUUGAGACACUUGCAGGAAAUAGAAAUUCUGGUUUCAGACUUUUAGACUUAGUUUCUUAUGGAGGAUCAAGCAAGGCAAGCAGCAAAUUGGAAGGCACUCAGAACUUUGAUCACACUCCUUUGAAAUGGAGGAAGUUGGAUGACAUUUUGGCACAAUGCAAUCUGUGCACAAUGGAGCUUGAGAAGUUUGAAGAAGUUGUGAAGGAUGAGUCAUGGAUGAAGGCAAUGAAAGAUGAGUUGAACAUGAUAGAAAAGAAUGAUACAUGGGAGCUUGUUGACAGACCUAUGGAUAAACCAGUGAUUGGGGUUAAAUGGGUGUUUAAAACUAAGCUAAAUCUGGACGGUUCAGUACAGAAGAAUAAGGCAAGAUUGGUGGCUAAAGGAUACUCACAAAAACCAGGGGUGGACUACAAUGAAACAUUCGCACCAGUGGCUAGAUUAGACACAAUCCGGACUCUAAUUGCACUUGCAGCUCAGAAAGGUUGGCAGCUGUAUCAAUUAGAUGUCAAGUCAGCCUUUCUAAAUGGUGUCUUAGAGGAAGAAGUGUAUGUCGAUCAGCCGGAGGGAUUUGUGAUGAAGGGGAGUGAAAGCAAGGUUUACAAGCUGCACAAAGCUCUCUAUGGCUUGAAACAGGCGCCAAGAGCUUGGUAUAGUGAAAUUGAUGGUUAUUUUGCUGAGUGUGGUUUCACAAAGAGCCAAAGUGAAGCUACUCUUUAUGUCAAAGCAAGAUGUGAAGCAAGCAUAUUGAUAGUAUCCAUUUAUGUAGAUGAUAUUGUCUACACUGGAAAUGAUCAAGAGAUGUUAGAAGACUUCAAGAAGGACAUGAAGGAGAAAUAUGAAAUGACUGAUCUGGGGCUCUUGCAUCACUUCUUGGGAAUGGUAGUCAUUCAAACACCAACAAGCAUAUUCAUUCAUCAGAAGAAAUAUGCAACAACUCUGUUAAACAGAUUUGGUUUGAGUGAGUGUAAACCGGUGUCUAUUCCACUAGUUACCUCGGAGAAACUAAGUAAGGAUGAUGGGAGUGGUUUGGCAAGUGAAGAGCAAUAUAGAAGGAUUGUUGGGAGUUUGCUGUAUCUCACAGCUACUAGACCCGACAUUAUGUUUGCAGCUAGUUUGCUUGCAAGGUUUAUGCAUUGUCCCACUAGCAAACACCUUGGAACAGCAAAACAUGUCCUUAGAUAUGUAAAAGGAACCUUGGAUUAUGGUCUGGAGUAUGUGAAAGGAAAAGGGGCAGUUCUAAUUGGCUAUUGUGACAGCGAUUGGAGUGGCUCAGUGGAUGAUAGCAAGAGCACAUCUGGAUAUGCUUUUUCUUUUGGGAGUGGAGUGUUUGCUUGGGCCUCAGUCAAGAAAAAUUGUGUUGCACUCUCUACUACAUAA
Molecule: messenger RNA, 1422 nt
Organism: Prunus armeniaca (apricot)
Lineage: Eukaryota; Viridiplantae; Streptophyta; Magnoliopsida; Rosales; Rosaceae
Source: the annotation of a GenBank genome assembly